Messenger RNA from Heterobilharzia americana, 662 nucleotides. The record is from the annotation of a GenBank genome assembly. NCBI's taxonomy places the organism in Eukaryota, Metazoa, Platyhelminthes, Trematoda, Strigeidida, Schistosomatidae.
AUGAUACUAGAACCUUUUUAGAAAUUAUUGUUCUUUAUGAUGUUUGUUUAAGCAUAUAGGAAACAUGCACUUACAAACGAACGCACAUUUGACUUUGUAGUUCAUUAGAAAUGUUGUUACGUGAGCAUGCCCACGGAAUCGGUCUACAUGUUAAUUUGUGUGGAGCUGUUAGGCUUGAAACCCUUUUCGAACUGUCAAAAAGACGUAAUGCAUUGAGUACUCCGGCAACACUACCUGAAUUUAGCGAAAAACUUAUCCCUAAAGCCCCAUAUUCCCUGAAGAAAUUCACAGAUUUACUCGAAAUCAUAACGCCUCUGAUUUCUGGAAAAAAAGAGGAUCUAGCACGUGUUUGUAAUGAAUUUGUUGAAGACUGUGUAAAACUUGGUGGAUUGUGUUAUGUGGAAACAAGAUUUUGUCCAUUUACUUUAACUGGUCGUGAUUUUAAUGCAGAGGAAGUUUUGAAAACAAUCUUAGAUUCAUUUGAAAGAUCUAGCAAGAAGUACAACACAGAAGUUCGUUCAAUUCUAACAAUUAUGGGAAAUGCACCGAAGACAGCUAAACGAACUUUAAAUUUAGCCAAAAGAUAUCAGACACAUGGAGUUGUGGCUAUAGAUGUUGUAGUGUUUAUAAGACUAUUGGAAAAUAUUGAUUAUGGAUGUUAA